CGCGCGUGCACUGAGUCACAACGUGGUCGUUAAGCUCGUGAAGGUAGUGACCUGUGUUCCCUGGCUGAGCGCAAAAUGGAGACCCACAUCGCAGCAAGUCACUGAGGAACGGGAAUGCCCACAAUCAAAGGGCACCCUCACCGCGCGUCCCUUAGAGGGUGUAGCACGUUCAAAGCUACGUGUCUUUCCGAUGUUGUUUCAUCACCCUGAUCGUCGCCUUGCGCAUCAUAGCAAGCCAAGAACGAGAUCGCUUUCUGCUGCUUAUUUCAGGGCGAUUAAAAAUGAACGAUGACCAAGCUGACGACCACGACGAUGUCAAUCGCCUCACAAAAAAGGUGGACAUUCGCUUCACGAUGCUCAGCUUCAGAUACAAGAAACGACGGGAGUUUGAAGUGCCUCCAGGUCACAACCUCGCGCAGCAGAACCAAGUUCUAGGACGACUGGAAGAGAAUGGUGGCCCAGCAUCACUUUUUAGCUUCCGCUCUGUCGCCUACUUGGGGCUGUUCCUUUUCUCUGGACUCGUACACUUCGGAAUGGGUCUUCUCGUGUCACGGAUGAUCAUGCAGCACCAGGCAGAUUCCUAUGACCUGAUGGAGUGAACGAUGUAGUCCAGUUGAAGCAUGGUGACUGCCUGAAGAAGUUUCGCGCAUAGUUGAUGCGUGCAUACUACAAUGUGAUGUGCAGUAGGUAACAGUGUUGUGAAGGACAAAUGCUUGCACUCCAACAAAGAUAACUCCAUCCAUGUACUAUAACAUGGCGUGCACGUAUAUGAAUCAGAUUAAACGCCACUGUGUGAAGCAAGAA
Molecule: messenger RNA, 804 nt
Organism: Ornithodoros turicata
Lineage: Eukaryota; Metazoa; Arthropoda; Arachnida; Ixodida; Argasidae
Exons: 5
Coding region: 282-599 (105 amino acids)
Source: RefSeq, a predicted model, not a curated record